Molecule: messenger RNA, 1006 nt
Organism: Aspergillus versicolor CBS 583.65
Lineage: Eukaryota; Fungi; Ascomycota; Eurotiomycetes; Eurotiales; Aspergillaceae
Product: gamma-glutamylcyclotransferase family protein
Exons: 2
Coding region: 178-789 (203 amino acids)
Source: RefSeq, a predicted model, not a curated record
AAACUUUGCUUUGAGUGUGCUGUUCAAGCAUGACCCAAAUAUACCUCAAAAGGAUUCUUCGCCUGCCAGUCCUGUCUACGUAGAAGAUCAAGCCUUCAAUAGUACUCUGGAACUUAUACCACCCUUGCCAGAAGUAUCAUAAGGACCGGAAGAUCUUGCCAACAGUUUCCCGAAGAAAUGGUACCUCGAAUGCGAUGCAAACCAGGGUAUCCAGAAGAUUUCAACAAUGCAAUCAAGAGAAGUCCUUUAAUGGGCGACGACUUCAAAGAGCUCAUCAAGAGCUCAGACAGCCCUCCACUCUUUGUAUACGGACAUUUGAUGCUUCCUAGAGUCCUAAAAUAUUUCGCAAACAUGCGUGAAACUGAGAAGGUCGAUAUGGUCUACGCAACCCUCCCGUUACACAAGCUUUACCAUUUCUCAGAGAACGGGGAAGCCGGUCUGCCGACUAUCAAGGAAUCAUUCUCCCCGAGCGACGUGGUAGAGGGGUUUCUCGUUUUUGGAUUGACCGCAGAACAGCGUAAUGUCGUCAAGGAGAACGAGCUUGGACGACUCGAGCAAGUGGUAUUCGCCGCUGUCCAGGUCCAAGUAUCUCAAAUGGACACAAUUUCUUUUUAUGAUGUCAAAUGCGAAAAGUCGGUUGAUGCGGGAACUUUCGUAUGGAACUCGAAAGAGAUUGGCCUAACGCCCAUGGAAAGCACUUUUUGGCCUAUAGAUGACUUUCUAGAACAUCAGCUCUAUGAAGGGAUUGUGGAAUACCAAAGGCUGGAACGACUUCAAGGCAAAGAUUAGAGUACGUUUCUUGGGGAUAUUCAUUUCUUCUUGAAUUAUGCGUUGGAUCUUAUAUACCCGCCUGCUGAGUUAACAGUAUAUCAGCAGAGCUAUUAUUGCUUUUGUUUUAUCGUAUCCUUGCUACAACCUGAAGCACAAGUUUUUGGAUAGCAUAUCUUCUAAAAAAAAUCUAUUUAUGAAAAGGAUACAUCGAAAAGAAAACUUACAGACCACAAAC